Messenger RNA from Scylla paramamosain (green mud crab), 1659 nucleotides. RefSeq lists its product as uncharacterized. Lineage: Eukaryota; Metazoa; Arthropoda; Malacostraca; Decapoda; Portunidae. The coding region runs from base 1072 to 1524 and encodes 150 amino acids. The record is from RefSeq and is a predicted model, not a curated record. The transcript is spliced from 2 exons.
GAAGGAGGAAAGAAAUGGAGAGAGAAGGAAAAAGAAAAGAGGACAUGGAGGAAAGGAUGAAGGGAGGAACUGAGAGAAGACAUGAAUAGAGAAAAAGAGGAAAAAAACGAGGGAAGGAGAGAAAAAAACACGGAUGGAAGGAAGAUAGGAAGGAAAGGAGGGAGGGAAACAGGAGGAAGGCAUGCACAGAAGGGAGGAAAGAACGAAGAGGAGGGAGGGAAAAAAUGGAAAGACAGAUAUGGAAGGAAAGAAGGAAAGGAAGGACGGAGGGAGGGAAACAAAACAAGGAAGAGCAUGCAUAGAGGGAGAGAGGGAAAAGGGAAGGAAGGAGAGAAACAGGAAAACAUAACACAUAGGGAAAUAGAGAGAGAAGGAAAAAAAAAGAUUGAAAGAUAAUAUUGAAGGAAAGUAGGAAAGAAAGGAGGGAGGGAGGGAAACAAAUAAGGAAGAGCAUGCAUAGAGGGAGGGUUUAGGGAGUGAGUGAGGGAAAGAGGAAUGGAGGGAGGGGGAGAGGUGGAGGCGUAGAUAAGGCCCCUUACUGAGUGACGGGCGGUUGGCGUGGCGGGGUGGUGGUGGUGGUGGUGGCACGCUGCUGGCACACAUUGGCACUGGUGACCGCCUGGCUCACACCCGCGCCCCUCGCCGCCUCGCCGCCACGCUGUGCUUCCCGCGCCGUGCCUGACGUGAUGAGUGAGCGGCCCGGCGUGCCUGCAGCAGCGGCGCCUGGCGGGACCUGAGGUGCGGUGAAGUGAGGCGCGGUGAUGCAGGAGGCGCCGCGUGUGUACCUGCCCGCCCCGCCCCGCGCCGCACGCCCACCAUGAAAGCCUCGGUCAGACUCAAGGCGCCGCGCUGACCACUACCCAUUGACUGCUGCUGCUGCUGCUGCUGCUGCUGCCCGCUGAGUGCCGAGUGCUGAGUAGUGUGUGCUGACCUGUGCCUCAGUGACCCGCCGCCAGUGCCUGAGUGGUGACCUGACUCGCUCAUCCGAGCGUCGCCUUACCAGCGGGCCCGGGAGAGGUGCACACUCUCGCGGCCUUUGGGCGCCGCCACCACGCCCGCCGCGCCCCUAGCAUGGGCAAUGAGGGCGGCAAGAUUACCAGCUACGACGACCUGUGCAUCGAAGGCCUGGCGGGCGGCGGCGGCGGCGGCGUGGUGUCGUUGGACUCAGGGCUGCGCGGCCUCAAGGCGCGGCGCACCACCAGCCUGGUGUUUGGGCGGCGCGCACGGGUCGCGGCGGCCACGGAAGACGACACCUGUUCCAGCGACGACAGCGGCGGCUUCCGUACCGAGUGGAGCGACGCCGAGGCGGCGGCGGGCGGCGGCAGGGUGAAGGUGCUGCGGCGGCGGCGGCAGGGUGAGGCGCCCUCCGCCAGGCGACCUUCCAUGGCCAUGGCCAGCAGGCGCCCCCUGCUGGCCGAGUCCUCCUCGCCUCCCUCCUCCCCCGGACACUCCCCCCACACCCACAAUAGAGGAGAUGCCUCUGCCAAGGGGUCCUCGGGGGCGCCGCGUCCCCUGCCCCGGUGACAGGACUGGCUGAUCAGCCACAGGAAGCGCGCCCCACCUCAAAGUCUCCCCCCUCCCCCCGCCCCGCUCAUCCUCCUUCAGGGAGUUCACUGCUCCAGUUCUCACCGCCACCACCACCCCCGCCGGUGCCGCCGC